AUGUAUCAGAAGAAGUGCAUGCGAACAGAACCGAUGGCAAUAAUUAGCGAACCAAUCUGUGGAAAUGGUGUUAUUGAGGAGGAUGAACAGUGUGACUGCGGUCUACCGUUGCUAUGUGACAACUGGAAUUGUCAUCCGGAAACUUGUACUUAUCGAAUACAACCGGUAGUAAUCUGGCUAUUCGGAGUCAGCCUGGUCUCUGUUUCGGCGAUUGUUCUGGCCGUUUUUCUCCGAUAUAGAGGAACAAUGCUGAAUUGCUUCAAACUCCACAAAGAACGUGACUUACAUUUCCAUCAAGCCAGAGUUCGUGCUCUCAGCUCAAGUCCUUAUCAAUCUCGCAAACGUAGCACAGUAACUUAUAAUUGCACUCGUCUGCAGGUCACCACUGGAUUAUCGACUCCGAGCUCUGUACCACACAGUACGACCUUGCAACGACCAAAACAACCUCCACCACCACCACCCAUAAAAGCUUCAAUUGCCGUCGAUCCUGGAACAUCAUACGCACGUCAGAUAAAUAAUCGAGAUGAUAUUUCAUGGAAAUUUGAGGAAUUUGACUCGGACGAAGAGGAUUCGAGCAAUCAGAAAACAAACUUCUCAUCAUAUCCAGGUCAACCGGGUGUACCAACAUGUCCCAGUUAUCCAUCAUUCGUGCCGAUAAACAGGGUU
Messenger RNA from Ostertagia ostertagi, 666 nucleotides. The record is from the annotation of a GenBank genome assembly. NCBI's taxonomy places the organism in Eukaryota, Metazoa, Nematoda, Chromadorea, Rhabditida, Trichostrongylidae.